UAUUAAGUCACCGAUAUUAAGAUAUGUUAAUUUUUCCACAAUUUUUUCAUCAAUUCUUGUGUUUUCCAAAAAAAUAGAUAAACAAUCAAUUUAAAAAAAAGAAAGAAAACAGUGCCAAGGACAAUUUAUAGAACAGGAAAAUGAAAAUGAAAAUGGGAAGUCCGAAUUUAGGAUAUUCUUAUCAUCUUCCAUCGGCUGGAUGGAAUCUCAAGGUUAGAAAUGCUCUAUCACAGUGCAGUGAUCUUUUUAGCGAAUUUAAUAAACACAUUGCACCUGCAUAUCAUCACGACAGAUGCGAAAGAUCAGUUCAAAUGCGAUUAUAUUCCAUGCACAAGAGGGAAUUUGUCAUGGUUUUCGUGGCUUUUUUUGCUUGCUUUGGAUUAUCUGUGUUUAUUGGACUUACAGGACCACCAAUAACUGCGACAACACCGGAAAAGGCACAUCCAAAUGGCAGUGAAAUGCCAAAUGGUCCUUUUAUUAUGAAAACUCCGCCGCUUUCAACGUAUAGUCAACAACUUUGGAUUAUUGCUAAAUUAUCAACUUUAAAUAGCGAUGACGAAAGAUAUGACAAAAGUUUUCAAGUGAGCGUUCUGAUAGAUGGAAUCACAAAUGAUCGAAAAUUGGAUCCGGUUUUAACUGCAGAAUCUGGACAUAAUAGAACGCGACAUUUAAAAUGCGAGAGACAAAAUUGCGAAGAAUUUGUAAUAGCUCAUUUAGGAUUUCUUCAUUUUAGUCACUAUAUAAUAACUGUACGAUUUUAUGGACUCGAGAGUUUUCAUCAACGUUACACAAUACGAAACCUCACAUUCUACUUUAAGAACUAUGAUCCUGAUUUUACGCAAAUUGAAAUUUGGUUCAGAUUAAUAUUUCUUCUGGCUACAUUUGUAGUGACGUGUUGGUUUGGACAUUCUUUGAGGAAAUAUCAUGUGCACGAUUGGUCAAUUGAACAAAAAUGGAUCUCUAUUUUAUUGCCACUACUUAUUCUCUAUAAUAAUCCAUUAUUUCCAUUAAUAUUCUUAGUGAAUUCAUGGAUUCCUGGUAUGCUCGACGCAGUACUUCAAACAACAUUUCUUUGUGCGAUUCUAAUGUUUUGGCUCUGUGUUUAUCAUGGUUUGCGUCAGAACGAGAGGCGAAUAGCAACGUUUUAUUUGCCAAAAUUAUUGAUUGUUGGAUUAUUAUGGGGUGCUGGUCUCACGCUAGCAACUUGGCUCAGGUGUACAGAACUCGAAGAUCCUACGUAUAAUUAUAUUCUUGAUACUUCAAAUUAUUACGGUUUUAAAGUAUUUUUUCUGACGAUGGGAGGAAUUUAUGGCGCCUAUCUUCUGUUACUUAUUCUUAGGGCCUACAGUGAAUUACGAUCGAUGCCAUACUUUGAUCUUCGAUUGAGAUUUUUAACUCUUUUGGCGGCAGUUGUCAUAGGAGUUUGUGCUUUAGUUACAGCGCGAAAAUUUGGUGCUGGUGUAUUUGAAGAUAGUUUUGCUUCUCGACUUUCAACUUAUUAUCAUACUUCAGCCCAAUUUAUGGCCCUCUAUGGUCUUUUAAAUUUCUAUCUCUACACUAUGGCUUACGUUUAUGCACCUGCUCUUCAACAAGUUUAUGGGCAACAUUCAUCGAUAACAAAAGAUAAUCCAUCUUUUUCAAUGAUAAAUGAUUCGGAUGAGGAAGUAAUUUAUGGAUCAGAUGAAGAUAGUCGACGUCCAUUGACUCGAGCACCUAGAAAUACAGACGAUAGUGAUUAGAAAAAAAAUUAAAUAUAUAUUUCAUGAAGAAUAUUAAAUUGAGGAUGAGAAGAAGAAAAAAUACAAAAAAAAAUUUUCUUGACGCAUCGAGAUUUGUAAUAUGUCUUCAUUUUAAAAUUUUGACAAAAAGAAGAAGAAAAAAGAACAAAUAGAUUCCUGUUAUGCACUUUUUUUGUGCAAUUAUAAAAUUGUAAGACUAUAAAAUUUUAUCUUUUAAUAAUAUACGUAGCUUUAUUGUAAUUAUACUAUAAUAUUAUUAAUAUAUAUAUAAUAAUAAUUCUAAUCUUUGGUAUAUGUAUAAUAUUUUUACAUAUAUAUAUAUAGUCAUUUUUUAAUAUGAACACUUGUACAUAUAAUUGUAUUGUAAUUUUAUUGUUUGUGCCAUGCAGUCAAAGGAAAAAACUGCCAGA
This is a messenger RNA of Leptopilina boulardi, 2149 nucleotides long. RefSeq names its product transmembrane protein 181. The record is from RefSeq and is a predicted model, not a curated record. Bases 141 to 1739 code for a protein of 532 amino acids. Lineage: Eukaryota; Metazoa; Arthropoda; Insecta; Hymenoptera; Figitidae. The transcript is spliced from 13 exons. Gene Ontology annotation, molecular function: toxic substance binding.